Molecule: messenger RNA, 2624 nt
Organism: Camellia sinensis
Lineage: Eukaryota; Viridiplantae; Streptophyta; Magnoliopsida; Ericales; Theaceae
Gene: CAF1
Product: RNA-binding CRS1 / YhbY (CRM) domain-containing protein
Biological process (GO): Group II intron splicing
Molecular function (GO): RNA binding
Source: RefSeq, a predicted model, not a curated record
UUAUCCAAUUUCAGCUGACCAAACAGGCCCUUUAUCUGCUUGCAGUGAACCAUAACAGAGAGAGAGAGCCGAGGAACCCCAGAACACAAUUCAGUGUUCUUCGCAUCAAUUUCAGUUGAAAACAAACCCAAUUAAUCAAGAAAAAUGGCGUUGAAAACCCUGAUUCAAUUCCCAAUAUUCGCUCCACCAAACCCAACCACCCACCACCACCACCACCACCGUCCCGCCACCGAAGUCCGGUUCUCGCGGUGGAACAACGCCAACGCCCAGAAAUUCAUCCGCCAAGACCGCACCCAACAAGAUAUAGAAGACGAACUCCGCCGCCUCAAACGCUUCAACUCCGCCGACAAAAUCAUCACCACCACCACCACCACCGCCACCACCGACACCUUCAGGUCCACCGGAACACCCUCCACCCCCUCUCUCCCUUCCAUUCCCGGCAAAUCCUCAAAGUAUUCCAAAAACCCUAGACAAACGACCCACCCUGCAUUUCGCCCCAUUUCAAGGGUCGUCAAUGUUCCUACCGAAUCCCAAAAGGCCGAAACCGGCGUCAAAGUCAGCGACGACGGCGUUUCCUAUGUUCUCCCCAAUGCUCCCUUUGCAUUUCAGUAUAGCUACACUGAGACUCCAAAGGCCAAGCCUUUGAAACUCCGUGAGCCCCCAAUUGCUCCCUUUGGCCCUUCCACGAUUCCCAGGCCCUGGACCGGCCGGAAGCCGCUUCCGCCCUCCAAGAAGAAGCUGGAAUUCGAUUCAUUUCGGCUUCCGCCUCCUCACAAGAAGGGGGUCAAGCCGGUGCAGUCGCCCGGGCCGUUCUUGCCUGGGUCUGGUCCUAAGUAUGUGAAGUCAAGGGAGCAGAUAUUGGGGGAGCCUCUGACCAAGGAGGAGAUUGAUGAUCUGGUGAAGGGGUGUAUGAAAUCUUCAAGGCAAUUGAAUAUGGGAAGAGAUGGCUUGACACACAACAUGUUGGAUAACAUCCAUGCACUUUGGAAGCGGAAGAGGGUGUGCAAGAUAAAAUGUAAAGGUGUUUGCACAGUGGACAUGCGCAAUGUGCACCAACAAUUAGAGGAGAAAACAGGAGGGAAAAUCAUAUAUAGUAGAGGAGGGGUGAUAUACCUUUUUCGUGGUAGAAAUUACAACUAUAAAACUCGGCCUCUCUUUCCUCUUAUGUUGUGGAAACCAGUUACCCCUGUAUACCCAAGGUUGAUUCAAAGGGCCCCAGAGGGCCUGACAUUGGAGGAAGCAAGUGAAAUGCGCAAGAAGGGGCGCUCACUAACACCAAUAUGCAAGCUUGGGAAAAAUGGUGUUUAUUGUGACCUGGUAAAAAAUGUCAGAGAGGCAUUUGAAGCAUGUGAGUUGGUGCGAAUUAAUUGUCAAGGAAUGAAUGGAAGUGACUACCGUAAAAUAGGUGCCAAACUCAAGGAUCUUGUCCCAUGUGUGCUAAUCUCAUUUGAACGUGAACACAUACUUAUGUGGAGAGGAAGAGAUUGGAAGUCAUCCUUCCCAAAGCUGGUAGAUGAUUCCGAUGCUAAGAAUUCAGAAAUCGACAGUGCAAUUCCUAUUGCAUCACAUUUAGAAGGCCAAGUAGUAACUGCAUUGUCUAUUCCAAAAUCAGGAGAGCUUACUAGUCUCGCAACACUCGGCACAAGCACUUCUCCCAUGUGUAGUGAAGAUGUGCUGAUAGAGGAACAUGAUGGUGCAAGCACAGAGGCUGAGGAUCAAUUACCUGAAGUAAAUGAUAUGUCAUCUCUAGUUUCUGAUUCAGUUACAAACACAAGUCACAUUUAUGGAAGUGAAAUCCCAACAACACUAACUGAACCUUCGAUUGAAAGCCAUGCAUCACAUAGUGCAGGCUCCGAUAAUGAUGAGUCAACAGGAUCUGACAUCAGCAUUGAAAGCGUUAGCAGCAGUGAAAAUCAGCUAAACCAUUUGUCUGUGGAUCCUGUAACUUGUAGCAAGCUGCAAGAAACAUCAGAAAUGGUGCCAAAUCUCAGUGACUUGACAAGUUUGAGUUCACCUUGGACAGAGGGUGUUCAAGCUGUAACUUGUAGCAAGCUGCAAGAAACAUCAGAAAUGGUGCCAAAUCUCAGUGACUUGACAAGUUUGAGUUCACCUUGGACAGAGGGUGUUCUAGUCCUCUGGAAGGAAGCUAUCGAGAGCGGGACUGCAAUUGUUGUGGAUGAUUCUAGUCUUGAUUCUGAUAUUGUUUAUAGGAAGGCAGUGGCACUUGCCAAGUCCGCUCCACCUGGGCCUGUUUUUAGGCACAGACGCAGGAAGGUGGUAGUUCAGAAAUUUGAGAAGCAAAAAACUGAAGAUUCGGAGGUUAAAGAAGUUGUGAUUGUUGUGGAGAGAAGAGGAAGUGAGACGAAGAGUUCUACAAAUCACAGAGUGAAGGAUGCAAAAAAAGAUUUUCUAGGUGUGGUUCCAAAAGGGAGCCUGAGAGUGGAUGAACUUGCUAAGCUACUAGCUUAGUGCUUGUACUCAAAACUUCUUAAUAGAUGAAUUUAUCAAUUGCUUUUGUAGGUUCACUAUCAUGUUUGCAACCUCUGAAUUCUCUUAUUAACAUUGUACAUUAUCAUAAUUUUGUCUCACUAAGUGUAGGUAUGAAUUUAUCUAUUUUCUUCCCA